AUGUUAGGCGAAGGGCUCUACGUUCGCGGACCGUCCGCCAGCACGGCCUCUGAGUCAAUGCAUCCUGUGCAAUCUUCGGAUGCCAUUUCACCUCCUACCCGACACGACUCAACCACACCAGCGAGCAUUUCACACACAAUGUACCUUCUCGUAGAACGCUUUUUCAAUCAAGCCGGUGCAGCCCCUGGGGGAGGAGAAGGUGGGGACUGGGUAGAGAGUCUCUCUGUCUUACCACGGGCCAUAUCACUUACCGAUCCUUCCAUGCUUCAAGGAUCACAACGACGAAAACUUCAGCUGGAAAGAGCGUUCCAAUAUAGUAUGCGUAUUUUGCGUAGUCGUAUGGAGGCUGCGGUGCUUCCGGAUGACACUGCCCUUGCCGACACGAUUAAACGAAGACUAAUACGGCGCGAUAAAUCGAUGGAUAAAGCCAUGCAAUUUUCCAAUCUCUUUCAAAAACUCACAACAAAAUCCGCACUGAAGAACAAAUGGGCAUGCGUCUACUUUCUGCUAGCGGUGAGCGAGCAAGCCAAUCGGCUGCCAGGUCCGGACCAGCAUGAGGAUUCCACAUUAUUUUCCAUUGGUCUCGAAAGCAUUCCCGAUGCGGGAUCGGAAAAAUCUGAUAGUUGUCGGAAGACCACUGCUUACGAUGGGCCAUCCGAUGCUUCAUCACGACAUCCUCCGCCCGGGCUUGCUGAGAAUACGCAAUAUCUCAAAACUUGGAGGACUGAUUCAAACACCGUUUUGGAGUCAGAAUGGCUCCAAGACAUUGUCUACGUUUUUCAGGGUAUAGACGGGCGAUACAUUAAAUACAAUGACUCUACUGAAACAUACGUUAUUGACGAGAAAGUUCAAAUCUCGCAACCUCUUCGUGAACUUCUCCACCGCUUGACCGAACUUGGAUGGCUCUACAGAAGAAUAACUUCUUUUUUGAAGUUUCAAACAAAUCAUGCUGGUAUAGGGCUAAUGGCUCAGAGCUUCUGCUCAGCGAUACAGCGAGAAAUGACAGACUACUAUCGACUCAUUGCAAUCCUGCAAGCCCAAAUAACACCAUCAGAUGAUGAAAAAUCUGCUUCCCGUCCAUCCUUGACUUUAAAGCGGUUAUACGUAUGGACACAGGAUCCGUUGCAACGAUUGCGGGUCAUGGGGGUUUUGGUGGAUCUGUGUAUCGAUGAUCGGGGUGGAGAGCUUUUGGCGACACUUCAUGACUAUGUUCAUCAUGGCGAUCCCUUCAUUCAGCAAUUUAUUCAUCACUUGAUGUCUGACGUCUGCAAACCUUUUUACAAUAUGCUCAAACUGUGGAUAUAUGAAGGACAGCUUGACGAUCCUUUCGACGAAUUCUUUAUUGUUGGGCAUCCCGUUGGCAAAGAAGAAGACUUUUGGGAGGUCUCGUACAGUAUGAGAGAAAACAUGAUACCGUCUUUCAUUGAGCCAAUGGUCGCCAAGAAGAUAUUCAUGAUAGGCAAGAACCUGAAUUUCUUGCGAAGUCAAUGUGGGGAUAGCGAGUAUGUGAUCAUGAGUAGCCAGCAGGGACAAAAUGCCCAAGGAUUUGAAUACGGCAAUUACCACACGCUCCGGGAUAUGAUCAAUAAAGCCUACACAGCGACGACGCAGAAAGUCAUCGACAGCUUGUUGACAAAAUAUAAGCUUAUGGAGCACUUGGAGGCGAUCAGGAAAUACCUCUUCCUGGGACAAGGCGACCUUAUCCAAUAUGUUGUCGAUGAGAUCGGCGUCGCUCUCACAAAGCCAGCAAAUACCCUCUUCCGGCACAAUCUAGCAUCCUCUCUCGAAACAGGGAUUCGAAUGUCGAACGCUCAGUAUGACGACCCAGAUAUAACCUCACGGCUCGAUGUCCGGAUGUUGCAGAGUUCACCUGGAGACAUUGGAUGGGAUGUCUUCACGCUCGUCUACCAACUGCAAUCUCCCAUUAAUACUGUCAUCAAUAACACCGCAAUGCACCUGUGCAAGAAGAUAUCCAACUUUCUGUGGAAGAUGAAGCGCGUGGAGCAUGCGUUGUCAUCUACCUGGAAGCCACGGAUGAGAUUAGCGCAGAAUCUUCGACACUCGCCAAGUACGUCUGCAAUUUGCUUAAUUGAUCGUACUUGCAAGGUCUUGGAGUGUUCAUGGGACGAGCUGAAGACUCUGAUUGCGAGCAAACCGGACAUGGAUCUCCUUAUUCGGGGGUACCUACGAUACCUCAACACCAUCAUAUCUAAAAGCAUGCUGGGAGCUCGAAAGCACAAGGAUGAGCCGCCAACGUUGUUCAAGAUUGUUGAUGUGAUCUUGGAGUUUCGGGAGGCACAGGAGCGUUUACACAAGUAUGGGACUGCGCUCGCUCGACAAGAACAGAGAGCGAAUCUGGACUUUCGGGAGCGAAGUUUUGAUAUUUCCCACAUACAUGCGGACGGAGACUUAUUACCUGAGGAGGACGGGACGGAAUCUUUAGAGAAUAUACGGGCGGAAUUGAACCGUGGUGCUGAGCGAUUCCGGGAGGAGCUGUCAAAUUUUAUGGAACUGUUGGCGGAGCAUGCUGAUGAGACACUCCGAGCUCUAAGCGUCCGACUAAGUUUCAAUGAACACUGGAAGAUGAUACUCCCAGCCAUAGAGAAGAGGUAUGGCCAUACGGCCAUUUUGUACAUGAACGAUGUGAAUAGUGGAAUAGUAAAUAUGAUACUCUCUCUAAAUGUGUGA
Molecule: messenger RNA, 2688 nt
Organism: Spizellomyces punctatus DAOM BR117
Lineage: Eukaryota; Fungi; Chytridiomycota; Chytridiomycetes; Spizellomycetales; Spizellomycetaceae
Exons: 20
Coding region: 1-2688 (895 amino acids)
Biological process (GO): spindle assembly; mitotic cell cycle; cytoplasmic microtubule organization
Cellular component (GO): equatorial microtubule organizing center; centrosome; spindle pole
Molecular function (GO): microtubule minus-end binding; gamma-tubulin binding
Source: RefSeq, a predicted model, not a curated record